Messenger RNA from Klebsormidium nitens, 1938 nucleotides. The record is from the annotation of a GenBank genome assembly. Lineage: Eukaryota; Viridiplantae; Streptophyta; Klebsormidiophyceae; Klebsormidiales; Klebsormidiaceae.
GCACUGCAGGUCGGACUGCUGAGCUUGCCUGGCGGUUGAAACGGACUCAUGCAGUCCUGUGCAGGGGACCAGCACACGUCCGGUCAGCUGGCAGGGGCGUGCAGGCAUUCUUCAAGUUCUUGCCUGAAGGCUGAGCUGCAGGCUGAAAACACCUAGGAUGGCGUGAGGAGCUUGGGAUUUGAAAAUUUGGCUUGGGAAAUAGGGGGAUUGAACCCUGCUGCCUCCUUGGGCGCUGAGCAACACGAUUGCAUCCCCAAUGCUCAGCCGAUAGGGGAUAAUUGACGGAUUUCCCCUGGGUUUAGAAGCUUUUAGCUGCAGAUGGUCGACCUCUGGCAGCACUGAUCAGUUCCAGCCAAGUUCUAGGGUUUUGAAAGUCAGUAAGAAUCAUGGCUUCCAAUUUAGGGUUACAAAGCUUAGUACCCAUGGCAAAGUCAGGUGCCGCUUCUGCCGUCUUUAUCAUGGAUGUGAAGGGACGUGUGCUCAUCUGGCGGGACUAUAGAGGGGAUGUCUCGGCAACCCAAGCGGAGAGGUUCUUCAACAAGCUCAUGGAUCAACAGAGCGAGAACCCCUCAUCAAACAAUCCCGUUGUCUUUGACGAUGGGGUGACCUACAUGUACAUCCAGCACAACAAUCUCUACCUCAUGGCUGUCUCCCGGCAGAAUGCAAACGCAGCCAGUUUGCUACUCUUUCUGCACAGAAUAGUGGAUGUUUUCAAGCACUACUUUGAGGAGCUGGAGGAGGAGUCACUCCGUGAUAACUUCGUUGUUGUGUAUGAGCUUUUGGACGAGAUGAUGGACUAUGGGUAUCCCCAGUACACUGAAGCCAAGAUUUUGAGCGAGUUCAUCAAAACGGAUGCCUACAAGAUGGAGGUUACGCAGCGUCCGCCAAUGGCAGUCACAAAUGCUGUCUCGUGGCGUAGCGAGGGCAUCAGGUACAAGAAGAACGAGGUCUUCUUGGACGUCGUUGAGAGUGUCAACAUCCUGGUAAACAGCAACGGGCAGCUGGUGAGGUCUGAGGUUGUUGGGGCACUCAAAAUGCGAACCUACCUCAGUGGCAUGCCAGAGUGCAAGCUGGGGCUCAACGACCGGGUGUUGCUGGAGGCGCAAGGGAGGGCCUCAAAAGGGAAAGCCAUUGACUUGGACGACAUCAAGUUCCACCAGUGUGUUCGGUUAGCUCGUUUCGAGAAUGAUCGGACCAUCUCCUUCAUCCCCCCUGAUGGCGCGUUUGACUUGAUGACGUAUCGGUUGAGCACACAGAUCCGGCCGCUCGUGUGGGUGGAGUGCCAAGUGGAGCGGCAUUCGCGCAGCCGCGUCGAGUUCAUGGUGAAGGCCAAGAGCCAGUUCAAGGAGCGCAGCACCGCCACCAACGUGGAGAUCGAGCUGCCGGUUCCGAUGGACGCCACCACGCCGGCAGUGCGAUGCACCAUGGGGACGGCCACGUAUGCGCCCGAGCGGGAGGCCCUGCUGUGGAAGAUAAAGUCGUUCCCCGGUGGAAAGGAGUACAUGCUGCGGGCCAAGUUCAGCCUCCCAAGUGUGGCGCCUGAAGAGGACACGCCGGAGAAGCGCCCACCCAUUCGGGUGAAGUUCGAGAUUCCGUACUUCACGGUGUCUGGAAUCCAGGUGCGAUACUUGAAGAUCAUUGAGAAGAGCGGGUACCAAGCACUGCCCUGGGUUCGAUACAUCACAAUGGCUGGAGAGUACGAGAUCAGAGUGAUCUGAUCACCGAGCUUAGCUAGAUGAUCCCACUGGAUAGAACAAAGGCUGUAAGCUUGUUUGCCUUUUUGGUCGAGCUUGCAAUCCAUUGAUACGGAGGGGGCUUGAUUGCUCCUGCUCAGCUCGAUUUUUCUUCUCUGGCAGCUGCAUGGGUUGAAUGGUGAAUUGUUUGUCGUGGUUUCGAUUCAUGGUCAUGAGACCUACGCGUUGAAAGAUAGAAUUUGCA